Molecule: messenger RNA, 691 nt
Organism: Girardinichthys multiradiatus
Lineage: Eukaryota; Metazoa; Chordata; Actinopteri; Cyprinodontiformes; Goodeidae
Product: C-C motif chemokine 4-like
Exons: 4
Coding region: 286-585 (99 amino acids)
Biological process (GO): positive regulation of GTPase activity; cellular response to tumor necrosis factor; G protein-coupled receptor signaling pathway
Cellular component (GO): extracellular region
Molecular function (GO): CCR chemokine receptor binding; chemokine activity
Source: RefSeq, a predicted model, not a curated record
GUUUUCAAGUGGUUUCAGUAUCCUCUUCUAAGUUUGAAUUUCAGCGGGUCCUCUGACGUUAGCGAAGCGUAGAAAUGCACUCAGCUUAGGGAUCAUCCCUCCUGCCGUAAAAGCCAGCUACUCUGCGCAACGGGAAAAGAUAAAUUUGGCUCGGAUAGAUCAAUACCGCAAGAAAAUUAAGUUCCUCUGUGAACAGUAUUUAUACGAGACGCAGCUCUCAGUACAGUCAUAGAGAGAAGAAGCAGAAGAUCAUCACAUUCAUCAUCGGCUUUCACCAACAUCAUCAUGAAGACUCUCUGCUUGUCUCUAGGAAUGCUGCUUCUCAUUGCCUGCUGCUGCAAUGCCAUGCCUGAUGCACAGCUGUACAACACAGGUCCUGUAAAGUGCUGCAACAAGUUUAGCUCUUUUGUAAUACCAAGGAAAUACGUGUCUGAGGUUAAAAAGACCCACCGCUCCUGCAUGAGGAAGGGAUUCAUAGUAAAGACUGUAAAGGGACGAUCAAUCUGCUUCAGAAAGAGUGAACCGUGGGUUCUGAAGGCCUACAAUCAAAUGCAAAACCCUGAAGGCAGCGGUCAGCAACAGUAAACAUCCUGAACCAUAUAAAUGGGCAAUACAUUAUGGAAAUGCUUGUAUUUGCAGCAAAUAAGCUUUAAUUUGUUUUAUUUUUCUAAUAAAAAAUGCUUUAAGAGGA